CUUGUUCACCAGGGCCCCUGAUGGUGGGGAUGGACUUGGAGCGCACCAAGACCAGGUCGCGACUACUGGGUACACCCACCAGUGGCAGAGGCGUCCGCCAGAGGCUCCAGCAGGGUAAGAGCCUGAUAUGAGGAGGUCGGGAGAUCCGGACAGGAUGGAUGGAUGGAUGGAUGAGCAAAUGCAGGGUCAAACAAGCCGAGUCGGGAGCCGUGGGGUCGGUGCGGUACAAGCAGCAGGCAGAGAGAAUAGUCGGGUCACACGCCAGGUCAGCAACAGUCAGGCAAGCCAAGGGUCAGAGCAGGAGAGUACAGCACAGUCAGGGACAAUCCGGGUCAGAAACAUUCAGAAUUCAGGUAUACACAGGAUCAGGAAC
This is a messenger RNA of Staurois parvus, 373 nucleotides long. The record is from the annotation of a GenBank genome assembly. NCBI's taxonomy places the organism in Eukaryota, Metazoa, Chordata, Amphibia, Anura, Ranidae.